AUGUCUAUUACAUUAAAGAAUGUUUUUGCACCAACACCAACAGUAACUCGUGGUAAAUCAGUAUUUGUAAAUGCUGAUCCAAAGGGUACCAAUUUGGUUUAUGCAUGUGGUAAUGCAAUUAUUAUUAGAAAUAUAAAGGAUGCUACUGUUGCAGAUAUCUAUUAUGAACAUCCAGCAGCCACUACCGUUGCACGUUAUUCACCAUCGGGAUUCUAUAUUGCUUCGGGUGAUGUUCAAGGUAACUUGCGUAUUUGGGACACAGUCGGAAAGGAGCACAUCUUGAAGAUCACAUUGAAGGUUUUGGGUGGUGCCAUCUUGGAUUUGGCAUGGAGUGCAGACUCACAGCGUUUGGUUGUCGUCGGUGACGGUAAGGAGCGUUUCGGUGCCGCCGUCUUCUGGGACUCUGGUGCCAGUUGCGGUGAGAUAAUCGGUCACUCCAAGUUGAUCCAGACCGUUGACAUCAAGUCGUCGCGUCCAUUCCGUGCCAUGACCGGUUCAGAAGAUUUCAACGUCAACUGGUUCGAAGGUCCACCAUUCAAAUUCAACAAGAUGGCUGCCACCUUUGGUCGUUUCGUCAACUGCGUGCGUUUCUCACCAAACGGAGACAAGGUUGUCGCCGUCAGUUCCGACAAGACCGGUGUCAUUUUCGACGGUAAGACCGGUGACAAGUUGGUUGACCUCCAGGGUGGUCAUGCCGGUGGAAUCUACGGUGCUUCGUGGUCGGCCGACAACGCUCGUAUCCUCACAUCCUCGGCAGACAAAACCUGCAAGGUCUGGGAUGCCACUACUGGUGCCUGUCUCAAGACUUUCACUUUCGGUGACACCACCAACGACCAACAACUCGGAUGUCUCUGGAUCAACGACUCGUUGAUCUCUGUCAACUUGGACGGUGAGAUCUCAUUCCUCGACGAAGCCAACGUCUCCAAGCCAUCAAAGGUAUUGAAGGGACACAACAGAAGUAUUGGUGCCAUCGCUUACGAUCCAACCACCAAGACUGUUUUCUCAUCGUCGAUCGACGGUGUCUUGUACCAAUGGGAUCUCCACACCGGUAUCGCCACUCCAUUCACCGGUGUCGCUCACAAGAAUCAAGUCACUCAAAUCCAAAUCUCUGGUGACUCCAUUAUCACUUGCGCCAAGGACGACAGCGUCAAGAUCUCAACCAUCUCCAGCCGUACCUACGGUCCAUCGAUUGGAAUCGAUUCGCCAGCUGUAGGUGUCUCUGUUGCCGGUGACGUUGUCGUUGCCGCCUCCAUGAAAUCGAUCUACGUUAUCCGUGCCGGAAAGUUGGUAUCGACCACCGCUGCCGCCUGGGAGCCAACCAGCAUCUCCAUCAACACCAACCAAAAGGAGGUUGCCGUCGGUGGAAAGGACAACAAAGUACAUCUCUACAACUUGGCCGGUGACAAACUCACUGACGCCGGCGCUUUGGAGCACCACCGUAAUUUCGUGACCGCCGUCACCUACUCGCCAUGCGGAACACUCUUGGCUACCGGUUGCGCCAAUCGUUCCAUCAUGGUCUGGCAAGGAAAGACCGAGAAGGUCAGCGGUUGGGUCAAUCACUCUGCCCGUAUCAACUCACUCUCAUGGACUGCCAACUCGAAUCACCUCGUUUCCGCAUCGCUCGACGGUUGCGUAUUUGUAUGGGAUGUAGUCAAGGGAGAUCAACCAAUUCAACUCAAGAAUGCUCAUCCAGGUGGUGUCAACAUUGCCGUUUGGACCAGCCCAAGUCAAUUUGUUUCAGCCGGUAACGACGGUGCCAUGAAAUUCUUUGAUGUCACCUUCAAAUAA
Molecule: messenger RNA, 1788 nt
Organism: Heterostelium album PN500
Lineage: Eukaryota; Evosea; Eumycetozoa; Acytosteliales; Acytosteliaceae
Gene: DAip1
Product: WD40 repeat domain-containing protein
Exons: 2
Coding region: 1-1788 (595 amino acids)
Biological process (GO): actin filament depolymerization; positive regulation of actin filament depolymerization
Cellular component (GO): cortical actin cytoskeleton
Molecular function (GO): actin filament binding
Source: RefSeq, a predicted model, not a curated record